This is a messenger RNA of Diabrotica balteata, 1141 nucleotides long. Lineage: Eukaryota; Metazoa; Arthropoda; Insecta; Coleoptera; Chrysomelidae. The record is from the annotation of a GenBank genome assembly.
GUUUUAUUAACCUCUAAAACAAAGAAAAACAAUUUUAGUUUAAAAACGGUAGUGUUAUCAAUGUAAUAUGUUUCGAAAUACAAUAAAAUUAAAUUUAAUACAUAGUCUGAGAAGUUUUUCAGUGGUAGCUGAAGACACUGUUGUUAAUGCAACUGUUUCAUCUGCUGAUACACCUGCCAUUAAAAAUAAUGAACUAACAAAAAUUCAGAAUGCCAAACCAAGAGUAGUGGAUUUAAAAGAAGUUUCAAAAGUUUUACGACCAGGAGCAUUAUCGUCUAUGUAUAUAAAUAAAUCAGAAAUCUUACAACAGUUAGUAAAGUUAAAAGUAAAGUUGUAUGAAAUAGAGAAAGAUCCUGAAGCUGCUAAGUUUAUAUUAAGUAAAAGAUUUGAGGACAUAAAAGAUAAGAUUAUAUUCCUUAAAGAAUUAGGAUUAGAAAUUGAAGAUAUUGGUAACACGAUAACAAAGAAUCCUUUUAUUCUAAAGGAAAGCAUAGAAGACCUUCAAGUCAGGAUAAAUUAUUUACAGUAUAAAAAAUUUACAAGUGAAAUGAUAUUAAGGAUUGUUAGUAACAAUCCUCAUUGGUUAAGUCACAGUACUCAAGAUAUUGACAAUAAACUAGGAUUUUUUCAAAGUAACUUUUUAUUAACUGGAAAUGAAGUUCGACUAUUAGCUACUAAAAGUCCAAAACUUAUUACAUAUCCCCUGGAAAAGGUUAAAUUAUCACAUUUUGUUUUAAAGGAAGAAAUGGGUUUUAAAGCUAUGGAAAUUAAGAAAAUGAUUCUGGAUAGGCCACAAUUAUUGAAGAAUGGUCAAAAUAAACUUCUUAGUACAUUUGAAUACUUACACAACACUAUGAAAAUACCUUUGGAAAUGAUAAAAAUAUUUCCAGAAGUUCUUAAUUGUAGGGUAAAGAGACUGAAGGAGAGACAUCUAUUUUUAGCUAGAUUAAAGAAGGAUCUGUAUAAUCCCAAAGAGCCAAACUAUGUAGCAUUAACAACCUUAGUUUCUGGCACUGAUAGUUAUUUCUGUACUGAAGUAGCACAAUCUUCAGUACAAGUUUAUAAUGAGUUUUUAAAAAGUUUGUAAAUGAAAGUACCAAAUGUAUUUAUUUAUAAUAAAAACCAUUAUUAUUUUAUCACA